Molecule: messenger RNA, 819 nt
Organism: Ectocarpus sp. CCAP 1310/34
Lineage: Eukaryota; Phaeophyceae; Ectocarpales; Ectocarpaceae
Source: the annotation of a GenBank genome assembly
AUGCGUUCCCUGCUCAAAUGUCCUCCCCGGCCGGACUUCCAACCGAACCUCUCAUGUUCUAUGACACCGCUGAGCCAUACCCCACAAACUACCGGUUACACUUUUGUGGCCUGGCCCAACCUUAGGUUUUUGGCGGAAGAUCGGUUUGGCCGUGAGGUUCUCAACAAGGAGUUCAUCCUGCCGGACAACCUCCACCUCACCGGCGAUGGCCUGGAUGCUUGGGCCGACUGCGCGGAAGCCGCGGUUCACUCUGGGCUAGGGGAAGGCUAGCUAAGGCAGUGGAGGGCCGCCGUUGUCUUGCGUUUUGUAGUAUUUGCGUGCGUGUGUAUUGGACGCUCGCCUUUUGCCCCGAUGAGCGGCACCGCGUAUCAUGCGGGGAUUUGAGCAGUACACGUUAGUCUUGUUUCCAACCAUCUCAACAACGAGAUGGUAGCAGUGUCUGUAUCUCUCUCCACCCUCAAAACGCUACCUAUUGAAGCUGGUACAGAGUAGCUUCUGCAAAGCUUCUGAUACAAGAUGCGGUAGUUGUGCUGCAACAGUUUUUUGUGUGUUGCUUCCUGUGACGAGAAACGUGUUGCGUUGUUGUAUACGUACCGAAUAUUGGGUACUACCACAUUUGCCUCCUGGGACAUCCUCCAGGAGACUAUUGUUCGCCCAUAUCUUCGGGGGGGCAUGAGAGGUGUUGUUUGUCUAACCCGAAAGCCGCUUGCUGGACGCUUGACCCUGUGUAGAAAAAGAAUUGCACCGUCGGCUUUGGAGAUAGGGGCGACGGGGAACGAAAUCCCGCAACCCCAAGGUUGACGUGUCUUUGACGUUGUA